UUGAGCAUGCGCUGAGCAAGGCUUGGACUCAUUUCAGUUGAACAUGAGGAAGAAAAGUUUUUCAAAGUCGAGGACGGCGGGGCCAUGUCGCCCUCUGAUCUUGUGUUUAGAUGGUGCGUGUUCGUGUUUCCUUUAGUCAUCGCACUUACAGCAGAUGAGGAUGAGCCCAGAAGUGACUGGAGGGUAUAGUCUAAAACAUUGACGAAGUUGACAGAAUUGCGCAGGAGCCCUCCAGCGGACAGGUGGCUGUCAUCGUCACCGCACACUGAGACUACAGGAAACACGCAGAGGACAAACUCCAGACGGUGUAUAAAAUACAGCUGAGCGCAGAGAGCAGGGAGGAGAGCAGGAUCCGAAGUGACUUUUGACGCGGCAGUCGACUCAAACACAAGCAGACAGACAUCGGGUGUGUGUGCGCGCGCUCCAGCUACACAGAGAGAGAGGGAGAGAGAGAGAGAGAGAGAGAGCACCAGCAGUCUGACAAAGCUGCACUCCCUCGAAGUUUGACAUCCCCAGCGGACGACAGACGGAGUUCUGCUCCGCCGCUGCCAUGGAGCCUCGGAAGUGUGCCGGAUCUGUAUUGAUUGGUGUUUACCUGUGGGCGACAUUCUGCUGUCAAGGCUGUCAUGGCGGUGUGUACCAGAGAAAGCUGUACCGUGAGCUGAUGGUGAACUACAAUCGGCUGGAAAGGCCUGUCCAAAACGACUCUGCACCCAUUGUGGUGGAACUCGGCCUCACACUGCUACAAAUCAUUGAUGUGGAUGAAAAGAACCAAGUGUUGAUCACAAAUGCCUGGCUGCAGCUGUAUUGGACGGACAUUUACCUCUCAUGGAACCCAGAGAACUACCCCGGGGUUCAGAACCUACGCUUCCCGUCCAAUCUGGUAUGGGUCCCAGAUAUCCUCCUCUACAACAGCGCCGAUGAGAGGUUUGAUGCAACAUUCCAUACUAAUGUGCUGGUAAAUGCAACAGGAUCCUGCCAGUAUAUCCCACCAGGCAUCCUGAAGAGUACCUGCUACAUCGAUGUACGGUGGUUCCCAUUCGAUGUGCAGAAGUGUGACCUGAAGUUUGGUUCCUGGACCCACAAUGGUUGGCUCCUGGACCUCCAGAUGAUGGACGUGGACAUCUCUACCUACAUACCCAAUGGGGAAUGGGAUCUCGUAGGUGUGCCAGCUAAGCGUAAUGAGCUGUACUACGACUGCUGUAAGGAGCCCUACCCUGAUGUGACGUUCACAGUCACCAUGCGUCGCAGGACACUUUACUACGGCCUCAACCUGCUCAUCCCCUGCGUGCUCAUCUCUGGGCUGGCCCUGCUGGUCUUCCUGCUCCCUGCUGACUCAGGAGAGAAGAUUUCACUGGGCAUCACAGUGCUGCUGUCUCUAACAGUGUUCAUGUUACUGGUAGCAGAGAUCAUGCCUGCCACUUCAGACUCUGUUCCUCUGAUUGCUCAGUACUUUGCUAGCACCAUGAUGAUUGUGGGCUUGUCUGUGGUGGUAACAGUCCUGGUACUGCAGUUCCACCACCAUGACCCACAUGGAGGGAAGAUGCCUAAAUGGGUCCGGGUCAUCUUACUCAACUGGUGCGCUUGGUUUCUCCGCAUGAAGAAACCCGGAGAGGAAAACAAAACAGCUGUGAGUUCUAGUAGCCCGCCAAACUACAAGUACUCCCACCCUCCUCUUCACCAUACCAGCACCAGCAGCAUUCAGAUGAGCACUAUACCAGGGCAGGCAUCCACCCAGUCAACCACGACCAACGGGAACAUGAACGUGUACUUUGGCUACCACUCGAUGAGCACAGAAAAUCCUGCUUUCCCACCGAGCACUGAUUCAGGUGUGGUGGUGUGCGGUGGAGGAGGCGGGGGCGCCCAUCCCAAUGGCUCCUCCCCACAUGACAUCCAUUCAGAACAGACGCGGACUUUGCUGCUGGAGCAGGUUCCGGAAAUUUCCCUGAUCCUGGAGGAAGUGCAGUACAUUGCCAGGCGCUUCCGAGAGCAGGACGAGGGAGAGGCGAUCUGCAGCGAGUGGAAGUUUGCUGCCGCGGUGGUGGAUCGGUUGUGUCUGGUGGCCUUCUCCCUCUUCUCUAUCAUCUGCACCUUCACCAUCCUCAUGUCAGCCCCCAAUUUCAUUGAGGCUGUGUCCAAAGACUUCACAUAAGGCUGACCUCGUCCCUCUCUGAGAGGAAAGAGAGAGGCAACAACUCUAACAUUAAAAACCCUGACAUGAUUAGAAUUGUGCCACAUAAACCUCCCUGCCAUGUGAAGCCACACAGUUAUUUCAGUUAUUUUAAGUGUUGUUAGUUACAGAACAUCAGAACCAAAUCUUUCACUCUAUCUUCAUAGAUUUGUUAGUAGCAUAUGGUUGUAUGGAUGAGAUUUUUCCCAUUAAAGGUGGCUCUCCUAGCUAACACCUUACAUACAGCAUUCCACGUAGGAGGUUGAGGCUACAUGCAGUAGUUAAUGAUGUAGAAACUCUCUGCUGUACCAUCGUUUACCUGCCACCACUUGGGCUUCACGUCUCAUCAGUAUAUAGCCUACAGUUUAUACUUCUUCCCUCCUAGCUCUUUCUCUUCUCUUUCAUAUUCCUAGUCUUUUUCUGUUCCUUUCCCCACUGUAGCGCUUCUCGUCUUCUAGAAACAUCUAAUUGUCUUGAGCAGUAACAUACAGUACAGUCAAUAGAGUUCAAUAAACAGUUUUAGAAAUCUUUUCUUUUUCUUUAAGGCCUGUAUUCUAGUAAUGCUUUUUGUAUUUUGUAAAUAAAUGUACAUCUUACUUUAUCAAUGUGGUGAAGUUGAGAUAAAAAAUUUUAUAUUAAGUUGGUGAAUCAACUGACGUGUUAACUCAAAGCACUGGACACUUCUGUGUACUUCUUCACUUAUCUUGUGUACUCUUAACUAGGGCUGCAACUAAGAAUCAUUUUGAUUUUAAAUUAAUCUGCCAGUCAUUAUCUCCAUUAGCCAUUUUGUAUAUAAAAUGUCAGAAAAUAGUGUUAAAAUGUCUGUUGUAAUUUCCCAUGGUGACGUAUUCAGAUUGUUUUUACCCCACCAACAAUUCUAAACUCAAGCAUAUUCAGUUUACUACCAUAUGACAGUGAAAAGCAUCUUUCUAUUCCAUUUGUUUCAGCUCUACUUUAAACAUCUCCAUCGUGUCAGUCAAUUUUUCGCAUAAGUAUUGGUUUCUCCCUUACUCACCCCUUUAUUGCCUUUCAAGUCAUCCUCAUUAUUUCCUUGCCCUACCUUUGUUGCCACUGAUGUUCUCAUUUCCUUCUUGCACAGCUUAGACCCAGGUUCUAUAACCAUAAAUGUGAAUAGAGAAAGCUUUAUUUACCAUUACCAGUGAAAGUCAUACUUAAUUGUAAAUCUUUGUACAUCACUCAUUCACUUCAUUCGCAAUGCAUUUAUCUUUUGAGAUUAAUUCAGUGUUUAUAUGACUUAUGUGCUACACAAUGUAUUGCUGUAUUCUGAGGAAAAAUGAGUGAUUGAAAGACAAUAUUUGUUCUUUAGAUGGAUGGUUAAAUGGAUUCUAGAGGGACAUCACCCCAGUAGAUGCAUUUGGUACUAAUCUUUUGUAGUGCAGAGUGGUUUUGUUCUAACUCACUAAUACUCAGCCAAAGGCAAACACUUUCUUCUCUAAUCUCUAGCAACAACAUACAACAAGGAUUACUGGGUGACCUUAUGUAACAGAUUUGUGUUAAAUCUUGACUCUUCUCAUCACCCGAGCGUCCACUCAGAUCCUCAAUGGUACAAGACUCAUGUGAAUUCGCAGUUUUAUGCACAAAACUGAACUCCAGACUUCUCCAACUUUUGGCAUUUGGCAGUUUUAAGUGGAGUUUUCAGAGGAACCGAGGAAGAAUGAAAACAACAAAAUACAGUACACUGUGUGACUGCUGCUGAAAAAGUCACUGAGCUUGAGUUCAUGCUGUUACAGUUAAUCAAUGGGUCAAAUGCAGACAAAUAGCUGCACCUGUUGACUACCUUUCAUUUCAUUGUAUGACUCAGACUGUAAAGCAUUAAAUGUCAUAUCCACUCAUAAUGGACAGACAGGAAAAGGGGAAACCAAUCUUGACAUGAGAGUACAUGCAGUACUUUGCAGCGCUCUUUGUGUAGACAAUGUUGCUUCACUUUUGAUCCAGUUUUGGAGGGAUAGAUAGAUGAAAAUACCGACACCAUUCUCAUGUCUGGAUGUAAAAUGGGAAGCCACAGUCAGCAGCCAGCGGAAAACAAGAAGUCAGGAAGUCGGAAAAUUAAUUAGUUAGCUUUAGAGGUACCGCAAGGUGGAUUUUGUUAUGCUAAGCUAAGCUAACCAGCUUCAGACAGUAGCUACAUAUUUACCAUACAAACAUGAAAGUGGUAUAAAUUUUCUGGUAUUACUCGUAAAAAAAAAAACAACCAAAAAACCUCAUAAGCGUAUUUCCAGAAAUAUUGUACUAUUCCUCUAAUACUGGUUCAUUUGACAUUGCACAUUGUGUAGAAAAUAGAUUUUAAGUUGCAGGGGUCACACAGAUGGUGACUGAAAGCUGAGCACUGCUUAUUUAAGAGAACAUUUUAUUUAUUUUUUAAGGAACGCAGGAUCUUGGCUGCUGUAAGUAUGUUGUGUAAUAGAUCGAGGAAUAAUGCAAAACCUCGAUCACUGACUUAUCUUGGAGAACAACAGUGGGAAUGAUGCUUUGUGGAAUGAGAAGUGUCAUUCCACAUAUAUGCGACUUGGACUGACAACUGAUGGCAAGCAAAUAUGUAGAUACUUUGUGAGAUAAUCUGACCCAUUAAUAUUGUUACUUAUUCGUGUUGAUGUCUAUUCAGCAUAUGUUUUUUAUGUGACAAGCAUUUAUGGCACUGAGAGUUUGAUGUGUGUCAAAUGAAGAAUCAUGGAAUCUCUCAAAUGAUACUGUGCUGAAAAUAUGAAAAGAGAAUUAGGUGUUCAGGGUAAAAGAUAUUCUGUCAAAGCUAUGUUGAAGGUGAAACCACACAACUGGCUCAAAUAGCAGGGUUACAAAUGUGAAAUUCUAUUGACAGAUUUUAAAAAGUACACUUAAAAUGAGAAUGUGGACAUUUGCUUUUGCCAUGCAAUCACAGGCUUUUUUUCUUUUCAUCACCAGUGUUGUAUUUUUGUCAACUUGAGUGUCUUUUUAUUUGGUCUGUGCCUCUCUGCUCAGUAUGGUUCAUUCUCCUUUUG
Molecule: messenger RNA, 5166 nt
Organism: Micropterus dolomieu (smallmouth bass)
Lineage: Eukaryota; Metazoa; Chordata; Actinopteri; Centrarchiformes; Centrarchidae
Product: neuronal acetylcholine receptor subunit alpha-7-like
Exons: 10
Coding region: 551-2152 (533 amino acids)
Biological process (GO): monoatomic ion transmembrane transport; chemical synaptic transmission; regulation of membrane potential
Cellular component (GO): synapse; postsynaptic membrane; neuron projection
Molecular function (GO): transmembrane signaling receptor activity; acetylcholine-gated monoatomic cation-selective channel activity
Source: RefSeq, a predicted model, not a curated record